Molecule: messenger RNA, 1725 nt
Organism: Spodoptera frugiperda (fall armyworm)
Lineage: Eukaryota; Metazoa; Arthropoda; Insecta; Lepidoptera; Noctuidae
Gene: Ctu2
Product: cytoplasmic tRNA 2-thiolation protein 2
Exons: 4
Coding region: 439-1593 (384 amino acids)
Biological process (GO): tRNA wobble position uridine thiolation
Cellular component (GO): cytosol
Molecular function (GO): sulfurtransferase activity; tRNA binding
Source: RefSeq, a predicted model, not a curated record
UAUAUUUUUUCACAUUAAGUGAAUAUUCCGCUACUGAAUCUAAUAACAAUCACAUGCAAUUUGGGAGUGUUUUAUCGGUUACUCGCUAAUUAUAAUGAUAUGGGAAAAUCAGCUUCAAUGUUUACCUAAAAAACUGCCUUUUUAAAUCAUUGUUACUUUGCUCACUAUACAUAAUUUGUACCACUUCUACCGUUGUUUAUUCCCAAAAUUUAUUUUUUUAUGUUUACAACUCUGCAAACUUUUGUUAUGUCACCUCAAUCAAUUGUGUCAUUACUGUCAUCAACUGUCUAUAGCACGUUGUUGAACCGAUUUGUGUAUAGUUUUCAAAUAUUUUGGAAAUAUUAAUUUCAUGCUGAAUUAAACUAAGUAUUUGCUUGAAAAAUAUAUGUUAAGAGAUAACUAAUUAAUUAUAGCUAUUUGAGUAAAAAAUUAUUAAACAUGAGUUGCAAAAAAUGUGAUUCUCCUAAGACUGUGAUUUUGAGAAAAAAGGAUUAUUAUUGUGAUGAUUGUUUUAUGUUAAGCACUAAUCAUAAGUUCCGUGCAUGUCUUGGAAAAAAUAAGGUUAUAACUCCGAAUGAAAAUGUAAUGAUUGGGCUCUCAGGGGGUGUGGGCUCCACAGUUUUAGCAGAUUUAGUGCACCAUGCUAUAUCCCUAGAAAACACUAAAAAACUGCGAAUAACUCCAUACUUUUUACAUUUAUAUGAUGAUGAUAGCAAAUGCUUGGCAGAAUCUCUAAUCAGACAAUGUGAGAGGUAUAACUUUGAUGUUUAUGUGGUACACCUUGCUGUGUAUAUGAAUUCUAAUUAUGAAUUACCUCAAGCAAACACUUUACAAGAUUGUAAUGACAUUGAAAGGCAAGCCUUUAAGGAUAUGAUGAACAGCAUGCCCCCAUCAGCAGCUAAUGAUUAUUUACUCAAAAUAAAACGCAAUCUCUUAGUUGAGUUUGCAAAGAAAUUGAACUGCAGUGUUAUUUUCACUGCAGAAACUACAAACACUUUAGCAGUUAACUUAUUAUCUAAUUUGGCUAUUGGCAGAGGAUCCCAAGUGCAAUAUGACAUUGGAUUUUGUGAUAAUCGCGAUGACAAAGUUAAAAUCAUAAGACCCAUAAAAGACAUCAGCACUGAGGAAUUGAAUCACUAUAUCUCCAUAAAGCAGUUGACUCCAGUAAAUGACAGUCAUAUCAAGAGUAAUAGCUUACAGUCAGUAAUAUCUUCAUUUGUAUCUGAACUUCAAGAUAACUUUCAAGCCACAAUAUCUACAGUUUGCAAAACUGCUGAUAAAAUUGGAAUUGAGAAGGAAUCCAAUACAAGUGAAAAAUGCUUAAUAUGUGAGAGUGAUCUUGAUGUGAAGAGCAUGAAACUAUCGGCAUUUGAAGCAACAAACGUAUCGAGAAUUGUUUCCCUUGAAAAUAAUCUGCCUAAUCCAACAUUCGAAAAGACGUCAGAUAUCGUACAUAGCCUGGAAAAUAAUACCAAUACUUCAGUUUUCCCACUCAUCAAUAAAUAUCUUUGUUAUGGUUGCAGCAGGAACCAUUCAGAAAUGAAUCUACAUAAAUUACCACACCACUUACAAAAAGCUUUAAGUGCAGAAUAAUGAAAGAAAAUUAAUGUGUUAUGUACUUUGUAAUAUAAAUAGAAACAACAUCAUGUGAAAAUUGUUUCAAAUUCUUGUGCUGAUUAUUUAAUAGAUGUUAUUAUACAAUAAAUAUAUUUUUAUCAUAACAUA